UGGAGAGAGGCUGAGGCAGCCGACCUCCGGCCCGAGGCACCGGGGCGCCGGGACGGCGAAAAUGUCGCCUUCCUUAGUCCGGGCAACUGCCCGGGCUGUGAGCAAGAGGAAGCUGCAGCCCACCCGGGCAGCCCUCACCCUGACACCUUCAGCAGUAAACACGAUAAAACAACUUCUUAAAGAUAAGCCUGAGCAUGUAGGUGUAAAAGUUGGUGUCCGAACCAGGGGCUGUAAUGGCCUUUCUUAUACUCUAGAAUAUACAAAGACAAAAGGAGAUUCUGAUAAAGAAUUUAUUCAAGAUGGAGUCAGAGUAUUCAUCGAAAAGAAAGCACAGCUAACACUUUUAGGAACAGAAAUGGACUAUGUUGAAGACAAAUUAUCCAGUGAGUUUGUGUUCAAUAACCCAAACAUCAAAGGGACUUGUGGCUGUGGAGAAAGCUUUAAUAUUCGAAAUCUCAGGAUUCUUCUGGCUGUAGGUUCCAGGAAAGCUCGUGGAAGCUUUGGGGCUCACUGCAGAAAUCAUAUGACUGUCACGUGCUGGAAAAUAAAGUGAUACAUCUUGAAAAUGAA
Molecule: messenger RNA, 570 nt
Organism: Pan troglodytes (chimpanzee)
Lineage: Eukaryota; Metazoa; Chordata; Mammalia; Primates; Hominidae
Product: iron-sulfur cluster assembly 1 homolog, mitochondrial
Exons: 1
Coding region: 62-553 (163 amino acids)
Biological process (GO): iron-sulfur cluster assembly
Cellular component (GO): cytoplasm; mitochondrion
Molecular function (GO): 2 iron, 2 sulfur cluster binding
Source: RefSeq, a predicted model, not a curated record